UUUAAUAAUAUUGUUAUAUAUAUGAUAUAAUCUUAAAGAAUUUUAGGUUAUAAGGAUAAUUUAGGAAGUAGAAAUAAAUAAGUAUUAAGUAUGGAAAACACAGAUAAAAUUGAAGAAAAAGUCUCUCCACCUAAACAAAUUAAAAUUGAUUCCACUUUUCAAUCUGCAUUUAGCGAAUUAAGAAAAUCAGAAUUUUUUAAUGAAGCUAUACCUGGUCCUUCUAAAGCCAAAGAUUCUUCAAAAUUUAGUUCAUUGUUAGUCAGUUUAAAACAAAAAGGUAAUCCAUUAUUGAAAUUUGUAAAUAAUGUCCCUUGGGAAUAUUCUGAAAUUAUACCAGAUUAUGUUAUGGGAAAAGCUACUUGUGCUCUUUUUUUAUCAAUACGUUAUCAUCAACUUAAUCCUGACUAUAUCCAUGAACGUUUGAAGACCUUAGGAAACAUGUAUAAUUUAAGAGUACUUUUAGUACAGGUAGAUGUGCCAGAACCUCAUCAUGCUUUAAAACAUUUAACAAGGAUUUGUAUUUUAGCAGAUUUGACAUUAAUGUUAGCAUGGAAUCCAGAAGAUGCAGGAAAAAUUAUUGAAACAUAUAAAAUUUAUGAAAAUAAACCACCUGAUGCAAUUAUGGAUCGAAGUGAGACAGCACCAUAUCAAAAAUUAGUUAAUGCUUUGACAACAAUUCGAUCAGUUAAUAAAACAGAUGCCACAACCCUUUUAUCAACUUUUGGAACAUUAAGUGAAUUAAUAAAAACACAAUCAAAUACACUAGCUCUUUGUCCUGGUAUUGGAUUACAAAAAGCAGAAAGAAUCCAUAAAACAUUGCAUGAACAAUUUUUACGUCCUUCAAAAUCCAUAAAAUAAUGAAAAUAAAUGAAAUAUAAAUUUGCAUAAAAUAUUACAUAUAAUGAUUAUAGUGUUUAAUGAAUUAUGUGAAAUUUUUUCAAUACAAUUAAAAUUUAUAA
Molecule: messenger RNA, 959 nt
Organism: Apis laboriosa (Himalayan honeybee)
Lineage: Eukaryota; Metazoa; Arthropoda; Insecta; Hymenoptera; Apidae
Gene: Ercc1
Product: DNA excision repair protein ERCC-1
Exons: 5
Coding region: 91-858 (255 amino acids)
Biological process (GO): meiotic mismatch repair; nucleotide-excision repair; UV-damage excision repair
Cellular component (GO): nucleus; ERCC4-ERCC1 complex; nucleotide-excision repair factor 1 complex
Molecular function (GO): single-stranded DNA binding; damaged DNA binding
Source: RefSeq, a predicted model, not a curated record